Messenger RNA from Impatiens glandulifera, 770 nucleotides. Its product is annotated as E3 ubiquitin-protein ligase RNF170. Gene Ontology annotation, molecular function: ubiquitin protein ligase activity; metal ion binding. The transcript has 5 exons. The record is from RefSeq and is a predicted model, not a curated record. The coding region runs from base 80 to 637 and encodes 185 amino acids. Lineage: Eukaryota; Viridiplantae; Streptophyta; Magnoliopsida; Ericales; Balsaminaceae.
ACUGGUUAGAAAAUGAGAUAGGACUGUCGGAGGGAGGGUUUCUUGAAGUUUUUCCGAUUUGUGUUGAUUAAUUAAGAAGAUGGACGGACCUCCGACGAAUGAUUUCUGUUCUAUAUGCCAUAACAAUUUCACUACCCCAUGUCAAGCCAAUUGCUCCCACUGGUUCUGCGGUCGUUGCAUUCUUCAGGUUUGGGAUCAUGGCUCAUCCUUUCAGCCUUGUAAAUGCCCUUUGUGUCGUCGAGAAAUUACUCUGCUUAUUCCAAGUAGGGCUUCAUCAAAUGAGUGUAAUAGUUCAGAAGUUGCUGAGGUUUUUGGAAGGAUUGAGAGAUAUAAUAGACACUUUGGUCAACAAACUAACAGUCUUGUCCAGAGGAUGCAAGAUCUCCCUUUUCUUCUUAGAAGGUUAACAAGGGAUCUAAUGAAUCCCCAAAGAUCUCUUCCUUUUGUUCUGAGGAUGCGCGUUUACUUGGCAAUGCUGGUCAGUGUAAUCUAUAUUAUCAGUCCCGUUGACAUAAUUCCCGAAGGUAUCUUGGGAAUAAUUGGUCUAUUGGAUGAUGCCAUCAUAGCACUCAUAUGCUUCCUUCACGUCGCUGCCCUUUAUCGAUCUGCAUUAGUUUUUCGACAUGGAGGUUCGUGAUGCAACUACAUUUACAGAGCUCCGAAAGUAAACUGGACCAGGUAAAAAAACCAAGGAUUAAGAAUUGAAGAAUGUAAAACAUAGAAUUAUCGGGUUCUCUUAUACAUUUACUCCUUUUCAGUUAAAUUUUCUC